AUCCACGUAGUCAAAAUUCUGAGGCCAAAAAUCUAGGUUGAAAUUCCCACUUAAACCGUGUCCAAUCUUUCUUCAUUCCAAUUCAAUUUCAAUUUCUCUCAUUUUUCAUAACAUUCCCUUCCAUUCCUCUUCCCACUUUCCCAAGCUUUCAAGUUUACAUUUUUCAAUUAAUACCACAAAUCCCCAAUUUCAAAGUAUUAAUUCAAUUCAUUCAUGUUGUUUAAGCUUAAUCAUAUCCAUUGUAAUGACCCUUUGUUCAUUCUCUUCUCUUCUAUCCAUAUCCAUUCAUGAUUCUUCAACAAGCUUCUCCUACUUUUCACUUCUCUCUUUGUCCCUGCAACAACAAUUAUGCUUCCAAUUCUCUUCUUUCCUUUCCCCUUUCCAAAACCAUGAAAAAGCGCUUAUUUUCAAAUCACUACUCAUAUCGCAAAUUCCGUAGAAAAAAAUGGACCCUUUAUUCCUCUUCUAUUCAAAAACAAUCUGCAACUACUUCCAAUCCCAAAUUCGCUAAUUCUUCUAAAAGGGGUGCGAAAAGUUUUGUUUUUGAUGGCAGAAUUUCAAAUUCAAAUGAUGAACUUGAAGUUGAAGGUGGUGAAGUUGAAUUAAGGGAUUCGCAGGUUCAAUUGGGUUCAAAUUUUACUACUUUUCAAGAGGAUCCAAUUGUGGAUAAGCUUAGAACUCAGUUGGGUGUGAUUCACCCGAUUCCAUCGCCUCCUAUUAACCGACACGUUGCUGGUUUGUUUGUGUUUUUUUUCUUUGUUGGUGUUGUUUUUGAUAAAUUAUGGACUUUUAGAAGAAGGAGGAACAAAGUUAGUAGUGAAGAUAGUUUUCGCGGUGUGUGGCCGCAGGUUCCUACUAGUUUUUCGUUGUUUUUGGAGAAGGAUUUGCAGAGGAAAGAGUCAGUUGAAUGGGUGAACAUGGUGUUAGGGAAGUUGUGGAAGGUUUAUAGAGGUGGACUUGAGAAUUGGAUUAUUGGGUUACUUCAACCUGUUAUUGAUGAUUUGAAGAAGCCUGAUUAUGUUGAAAGAGUUGAGAUUAAGCAAUUCUCAUUAGGGGAUGAACCUUUGUCUGUUAGGAAUGUUGAACGUAGGACUUCCCGCCGUGUCAAUGAUUUACAGUACCAGAUAGGCCUUAGGUAUACUGGAGGUGCUCGCAUGCUGUUAAGUCUUUCUCUUAAAUUUGGCAUUAUUCCGAUUGUUGUACCUGUUGGUGUUCGAGAUUUUGACAUUGAUGGUGAACUUUGGGUAAAAUUGAGAUUAAUACCAACAGCUCCUUGGGUCGGAGCUGCUUCAUGGGCUUUUGUUUCACUUCCAAAGAUCAAGUUUGAACUGUCUCCAUUUCGUUUGUUCAACUUAAUGGCAAUUCCAGUUCUCUCGAUGUUUUUGACCAAACUUCUUACAGUAGAUUUACCUAGACUAUUUGUACGGCCAAACAAAAUUGUUUUGGAUUUUGAGAAGGGAAAAGCUGUUGGUCCCGUCACUGUUGGUCCUGUCGUUGAUGGUGUUAAAUCUGGAGAAAUGCAAGAAGGAAACAUGGAUUCUGUUGGUGAACUCUCCGUCACUCUUGUGGAUGCUCGAAAGCUUCCUUAUUUUUUUGGCAAGACAGAUCCAUAUGUUAUUCUUAGCCUUGGAGAUCAAACCAUACGCAGCAAAAAGAACAGUCAAACUACUGUCAUUGGCGCCCCUGGAAUGCCAAUUUGGAAUCAGGAUUUCCAUAUGCUUGUUUCCAACCCUAAAAAGCAGAAGUUAAGUAUCCAAGUUAAGGACGCUCUGGGAUUUGCAGAUUUGACCAUUGGUACUGGAGAGGUUGAUUUGGGAUCUCUUCAAGACACUGUACCAACAGACAGAAUUGUUGCUUUACAAGGGGGUUGGGUUUUUUUACGAAAGGGCUCGUCUGGGGAGAUAUUGCUUAGGCUAACAUAUAAAGCAUAUGUGGAGGAUGAGGAAGAUGACAAGACUGAGGAGGAUUCCAUUGAUAUAGAUGUUUCAGACGAUGAGUUGUCUGAUACAGAAGAAGCAAAUGUCACUGAUAAGAUGGGCGUAAGAGAAUCUGCGUACCCAACAGAUAAAGAAUCAUUUAUGGAUGUUUUGGCUGCAAUAAUUGUUAGCGAGGAAUUCCAAGGGAUAGUAGCAUCUGAAACAGGGUUUACCAAAGGUUUGGAUAAUGGCUCAAAUACAGGGUCUAAAGCAUCAAAAUCUCCUGUUGCCAAUGCGGAAUCAAUUCCUCCUAGUGCUGAUAAUUCUGAAGGUUCUUCUGGAGGGUCGGCCUUAUUUUGGCUUGCUGUGAUUACUAGCAUAGCAGUAUUAAUUGCUGUCAAUAUCAGUGGAUCAAGUAUCUUCAAUCCUUAAGAUGGUGUUCUGCUGCAUGCAAUCUUCAUCUUGGUUCAGCUAAAGUUGUGCAGUGGAUAUUAAUCAGAUCAUUUUUCUUUUAGCUAUUUGUCUAGUUUAGUAUAUUUGUAUAUGCAUGAGUACUGCUGUGGAGGAAAGCAUCUACUGGCGGCGCGUGAUUCUUGGCUUCAAUUUGUGAGAGCUACAAAUUUUAAUUCAGCUUAAACAUAUAUUAAUUGUUAUAUAUGCAAAUACAAACGAUAUUUUUUUUUACCAGGCAAUAAUAAAAUAGAAUAACAGGGUUUCUUUUACCAUUUCA
This is a messenger RNA of Medicago truncatula (barrel medic), 2646 nucleotides long. Its product is annotated as tricalbin-3. Gene Ontology annotation, molecular function: lipid binding. The transcript has 9 exons. The record is from RefSeq and is a predicted model, not a curated record. The coding region runs from base 288 to 2348 and encodes 686 amino acids. NCBI's taxonomy places the organism in Eukaryota, Viridiplantae, Streptophyta, Magnoliopsida, Fabales, Fabaceae.